AAGAACAAGCAUCAUAACAACUUUUCUGCGCAUUUUGCGCACGUGUUGAAUUUUUAUAAAUUUUCUUAUUAAACGUCGUUAUAACAACUUAAAACUAAUAAAUAUAGAAUAAUGAGUAAGAAAAGCAAAACAAAGUCCGGUGAUCUCGGACGCGCGUUGAUCAAAAACCGCUUUGGCCACCAAUUUCGACGUAAAGUGGACAAUGACACCAUGCUGCACACCACCGAAAUUCAGGACGGCUACGACUGGGGUCGUCUGAAUUUGGCAUCGGUCACUGAGGAGUCGUCCUUUCAUGAUUUCCUGCGCACCGCUGAGCUGGCGGGCACGGAAUUUCAAGCUGAGAAACUCAAUAUUACAUUCAUCAAUCCCAAAUCCGGCGUUGGCUUACUCUCAAAAUCACAACAACAGCAAAUGCAGCAGAAACACGAUGAACACAAGAAUAUGUUGACAGUACCGCGUCGUCCGAAAUGGACGACCGACACAACAGCGGAAGAAUUGCAACUUGCUGAAAAUCAAAGCUUUUUAGAGUGGCGUCGCUCGUUGGCGUUGCUACAAGAAGAUCAGGAAAUACUGCUAACACCAUACGAGAAGAAUUUGGAAUUCUGGCGUCAAUUGUGGCGUGUUGUUGAACGAUCCGAUGUUAUUGUACAAAUUGUGGAUGCACGUAAUCCGCUACUCUUUCGUAACGUCGAUUUAGAGCGUUAUGUGAAGGAAGUCAAUCCGGCUAAGAUGAAUAUGAUAUUGGUAAAUAAAUCAGAUAUGUUGACACAACAACAACGCCAGCACUGGGCGAGUUACUUUGAUGCUGAAGGCAUACGCACAGCAUUCUUCUCGGCCACACUUGCCGCCGAGGAUUUAAAGAAAAUCGUUGAGGAAACAAGUGAUGCUGAAGACGAUAGUGAAAAUGCAGGUAAAGAUAGCGACAAUAGUGAGACAGCAAGCGAUGCAGAUGGCGAAAACGACAGCGAAACGCCGGCUGACAAACCACGCACAGAAUCUACACAAUCGGAAAUAUCGCUGGAAGAAAUUAAAAUGGCCGCCAGUGAAAUCAACAAAUCAUUAGACAAUGUGGAGAAUUUGCUAAGUAGAAUAGAGCAAAAAAUCGAUCCAAAACCUGCAACAGCUAAGGAAGUGAUCAAAAAUAACCCAAAAGUGUUAACGCGUGAAGAACUCAUUACUUUGUUUAAGACAAUCUACACCGGCAAAGCCUUCACAGAGGGCGUUACGACCAUUGGUUUGGUGGGCUAUCCGAAUGUGGGCAAGAGUAGCACCAUAAAUGCAUUGAUGAUUGAGAAGAAGGUGUCGGUUUCAGCCACGCCGGGUAAAACAAAGCAUUUUCAAACGCUUUACCUGGAUAGCGAUUUGUUGCUAUGUGAUUGUCCCGGUUUGGUAAUGCCAAGCUUCGUUUUGACCAAGGCUGAUAUGAUAUUGAACGGCAUACUGCCAAUAGAUCAGAUGCGCGAUCAUGUGCCGCCUGUGAAUUUACUUUGCGAGCGUAUCCCACGACACGUGCUCGAGGAAAAAUACGGUAUACUCAUAGCUAAGCCGAUCGAGGGCGAAGAUCAGGAACGACCGCCACACUCAGAGGAGCUGCUGCUCGCUUAUGGCUACAAUCGCGGCUUUAUGACCUCCAACGGCCAACCAGAUCAAUCGCGUUCUGCGCGUUACAUCUGCAAAGACUAUGUUAACGGUAAACUGCUUUACUGCGUGGCGCCACCCAAUGUGCCGCAAGAGGUAUAUCAUGUCUUCCCACCGCGUACACGCAAAGAAAUCGAAGAAGAGAAACUGCCAAGUCAACAACAACGCGCCAUGCGUAUCAACAACAAGUCUGCUUCGACGGAAAUUGACGAUCAAUUCUUCGCCGCCAAUAACAGCAAAGCUUAUGUAAAGGGACGCAGCAAUUUUCCGCACGUGCGCGUGGCCAACGACGGCAGCUUAGUGAGUGCGCCGGCCACAGAGAAACCGUGGCGCAACGUCAAGAAGGAGCGGCGUGAGAAGUUACGCAAAAAGUUUUCGCAUUUAGAUCAGCAUUGAUUACCGGUUCAGUGCAUAUACUAUAUGCAAAUAUAUUUAAAUAUCUAGUAGCACUAGUAGUGCUGACGUUUCUUCAAAUGCAUUGCUUCUAGCUGUCGUGUGGCUUUCAACCGCCUGCCAUGUAUAUAUAUGCAAUUUAAUUAACAUAAAACUGAAAUUGAAUAUUUUUUAUACAUAUGUGUGCAUUGUAUUUGCAUUUGUAUACGCAGGCAAAUUAGCCACAAUAAUCAUGCAUAUAGUUAGAACUAAAAGUCAGCACCAUUACUAGACUUAAUUAGUAUGUUGAAUAUGAAUUAUUGCAAGUUCAUUGGCGCUAGAUGACCUUGUUUGUAAUAUAUUGGAAAAACUAUGAAUAAAGUAACUAAUUAACUAUAAGAAA
Bactrocera dorsalis (oriental fruit fly) is the source of this 2413-nucleotide messenger RNA. RefSeq names its product large subunit GTPase 1 homolog (gene Ns3). Gene Ontology annotation, molecular function: GTP binding; GTPase activity. The coding region runs from base 112 to 2034 and encodes 640 amino acids. The transcript is spliced from 5 exons. Lineage: Eukaryota; Metazoa; Arthropoda; Insecta; Diptera; Tephritidae. Gene Ontology annotation, biological process: ribosomal subunit export from nucleus. The record is from RefSeq and is a predicted model, not a curated record. Gene Ontology annotation, cellular component: cytosol.